GCUGGCCACUUCCCCCCUCCCCUGCCUUCCUUACAUAAUAUCCCCAGCCCAUAGUCGUUCGAGUAAACAACUAGAACAACGCAUCGAAGAGCGCACACCGCCACGUCGCAAACCUUAUCGACAACCUUGGAAAACCCCCAUCAUGAUCAUCGCAUCACGCGCACAGCGGGCCUGCCUGCCAGCAACCCCCGCCAUAGCGGCAGCGCACCCCUCGAGCUUCUCGAACUUCUGGAAGCCGCCUGGAAGAAAAGCUACGCAAAAGCCAGCAAUCACCCAAUUCGCCGCGCGCUCUUAGCACGCACCGCCCAGCCCGUAAUUAAGCCUAAGAUCUGCAGCAAGGCCUUGGAGAAAUCACCCGCGGCUCCAUGUCCCUGCCUCUAUACGGCGAGCCGGCGCUCGCGCCUCAAUUUCCACACUCAAUCUAUCAGAUCAUCAAUCCGGCCCUUGCCCGCCCCAGUCCGCAGCCCCAGGCCCACACGCAAGCAAGCAGAACGGCGCCGUUUAAUCUAUGCACCUCAAUAACUCUAAUCAACCUAAAAUCCACCGCUCAACCACAGAAGGGCCUCUCGACGCUCUCAUCAUCCCGGCGUCAUGUGCAUACAGCCACAGUCGUCCCUCAUCGCAUCCCGCACCCCAGCGCAGCUCCAAGUCGAGCGUCCUGCAUGCUCGCUCAAUCCUACGUUCCCCGCAAAAUCGGAAUAUUGCCCAGCCCACGCUACGGUACAUGGAUUCAUACUAUAGACCCCUCCCAUCGUACGCAAGGGGAGCGUGCUUGCGCACGACUCGCCAAUUUAGCCAUGGAAGCUUUCUGUGGGCAUUCGCUGCACGGAACGCGGUUCCUGAGCGUCGAGAAGCCGAAGCCUAAGGAGGGGGAAAGAGGCGUCCGGGGUAAGUGUGGAGAUAGAUUGCUGCGAAAAGUGAUCAUGCGGAGAGAAAGAUAGAUUGGCUUUGCCCACCCGGCACGGCGAUCUUCGCCUGCACUCUGCAACCAGCACCGUUAGCCGCGCUGCUGUAUGGAAUGUUCUGAGC
Messenger RNA from Trematosphaeria pertusa, 1029 nucleotides. RefSeq lists its product as uncharacterized. The record is from RefSeq and is a predicted model, not a curated record. NCBI's taxonomy places the organism in Eukaryota, Fungi, Ascomycota, Dothideomycetes, Pleosporales, Trematosphaeriaceae. The transcript has a single exon. The coding region runs from base 366 to 941 and encodes 191 amino acids.